UCGCAGACUAUUCCACCAACUCUGAGCAGCUCAUAGCCCAUGACCUUUGCUUGCACCACCUGCUAGCAAGCAAGCUUCAGUCAUCUUCAGUCUUGUUAGCACAUUCUCCAGAAGUGGAUUACAGUUGUUAUUAUGGAUUUCUCUAGGUUGUCACUGUUUUCCACUUUUCUAAUUCUUGGAGUGAUGUCUGUUGGACAUGCAGAGGUCACCCUGAAAGUUACAUCCAUUAUCAAUGACCCCUACCUCAGGAAGGGCCCUCAACGUGGAUAUGAAGGUCUCGUGGUGGACAUCCUUAAGAAGGUAUCUGAGGUGACCAGCAACAAGUACAAGUUCACCUUCCAGGAAGUCAAAGAUGAAAAAUACGGGAUGAUAGUGAAUGCAUCGGAGAAAAAAUGGAACGGAAUGAUUGGGGAGAUUUUGACAGGGGAGGCGCACAUAGCAGCAGCAGCCUUAACUGUGACCAAGGAGAGGGAGGAGUACGUCGACUUUACUAUUCCAUUCCAAACAGCCGGCCCCAUCAUCGUGCUGAAGAAGCCAGAGAUACGCGAACCUACGGGGUCGUCCGCCCUCCUGCUUCUCCAGCCCCUGAGUGCGGGUGUGUGGAUCAUGAUCCUAGCAUCCUUUGGAUUCGCUUCCAUCGCGGUCUAUUCCAUCAGUAGGUUCAACCCUUACGAGCUGCCUCAUCUAGCCGCGGAGGGGAAGGUGUCUGAGGAACAGGGAGCACAGCUCAACCUCAAAAACACGCUAUGGCUCGUAUUCAGUCAGUUGACAUGGCAAGGGUACCUUGUGACUCCUCGAGCGGUCGCCACCCGUAUUGUCAUGGUCUCGUGGUGGCUGUUCGCCGUCUUCACUAUCUGUGCCUACACCGCUAACUUUGCCGGCCAAAUCAUGACAUCCGGGCGCCUAUCGGACUCAAUGGAACUUCCAAUCUCCUCCCACAUCGACCUAGCCCAGCAGACCAGCAUCGCUUACGGUACGGUCGCCGAAGGCUCAACCAUGGCUUUCUUCAAGAAAUCCCAGAACCCCACCCUGCAAAAAAUGUGGGAAUUCAUGAGCGUGGCAGAGCCUACGGUGUUCAUGAAAACCAUUUCAGAUGGUAUAGCUCGUGUUAGAUCAUCUGGUGGAAGGUAUGCCUUCAUCAUGGAGUCGGCCAUGGCGACCUUCGUGGUCAACAAAAGCCCUUGCGAUCUGACAAAAGUAGGCUACCCGCUCAAUAUCGCGAACUACGCGUUCGCGACGGCCAAAGGAUCGCCGUAUCACCGUGACCUUAGCGACGCCAUGUUGCUUUUACAAGAAAAUGGCGAGCUAGUACAGCUGGAGAAGAAAUGGUUUAAAGGAGAGUGCGAGGGGAUGCAGGAUGACAGAAGUGCCAUUCGAUUGAACCUCAAGGAUGGUCUGAUGUAUUCCCUGGACCUUGAAGACUUUGCCAUUCCGUUUAUCAUUCUGGCGAUUGGUGUCGUGGUUGGAGUCCUCGCUGCUGUAAUAGAGAACAGGGACUUUAAGAAGAAAGCCCAAAUUGAAGCUCGCGAGAAUCGCUAGACCAGCCUCUUCUUUGCUGUCGCAGGGCCGAUGCCUCACGCGCCAUCUGGGAAUCAAAGAAGUCAAAAAGCCUGAUAAUCGUACCAAAGAAACACGAAGUAGGUGCCACUGAAUUUCAUAAGAUGGCAUCACCUAAACGGGCAGCUGCAGAUACUGUAGACUUGGCUGUGAGAUAUCCUUUCAGAAUGUCACGGUGUACGCUCCAGUUGAUGAAAGAACCAUGCUUGAUCAAUUUGUAUUCGACGAAGAGUGCUGCGCAUGCGUGGGCUGCUGGUAUUAGGACUUGACUUUAUUUGACGACUGAGUUCGGCGAUUAAGAGUCGAGAUGGACGACAAAUUGGUAGUGCCGAGUUAUGUCUCAUCUGCAGGGACGUAUUUUCCUUCACUGGAACGAGAAACGACGCUGGAUAAGGAUCUCUAACAGUCAGGCCUACAGUAAUUAUAUGUGGGCAAUUCAGAACAGGGAAGGGGAAAGGCAUAUGGAAUAGCUUUCAUUUACACAAACGGGAACUUUACACUUAAUUAAGUAGCUUUUGCGGACGAUUUAUCUAAACUCGUGACUGAGGCGGCGUUCACCUUGAUGGAUAGUCGUUCGUUCCACCAGACCAAAAGUGUAGAAUUCUAUGUUUUUUCUCUUCAAAUUGGACCUUUCAAACUGUCAUUCAUACAUAUAGUCCCGCAUAUCUCGAGCGGUUGUUGGUGGGCUCGAAAUACACUCGGGUGUUUUCGCAAGCCCCCAUAACACCAAUGCCAACGCCUACUUCAUUGUUUGUUUCCUCAUCACGAUGACUAACAAUGAGAUAGGCGUUUGCGUUCGCGGCGUUUUGGGGGCUUUCCGAUCGCAGUCGGCUCACAUUUUGCAGCAUAACUGAGGCGUUGGCAUCUUGUGAUGGCCAAACUAAGAUGAAGCUAACCACAAAAUAGUCCUUGACGGGAAAUUAUGCCGAUGUCAUUAAAAUGUUGCUACAAAAGUUUUAUAUAUGGUAUUGGUCUUCACUAUAUACUAAGUAUGACUCGUUUCAAUAUUAAAUGUUUAACGUGUCGAUGUUUCAGCCAUAGGCGUAUGGUAUAUUUCAUUCUCUAAAGGCUUGUUUUCAAUCAAAUCAAUGAAUAGCUUGUUUUUCUGGACACAUUACACUAUUUAUUAUAUUUUUUGACAGAGCUAUGUAACUCUGUCAAAAAAAUAUCAACCAAUCCCCUGCCGCGCAAACCGCGUGCACUUUCGCGUAUUCUCAAGGUAAACACCAUGUAUUCAUCAAAUGGCGUAUUCAUCAUUUCUAAUUUAUAAUUUUAUAUAAAUGUUAACUUUAUCACUUGCUUUAGUAGAUGCCAUGUAUAUAUUGCAUCAAAUACAGUAUACGGAAACUGGGACUGCAAUUGGCAGCGCCAAAACGAUUUUGCAACCCGAUCAAGUCAUACGGUCAUCCAAUGAGACUGCAUCAAUUUCAAAGCAGCGGUAAACCCGUAUUGGAUCACAGAGUGACCUUUAUUUCUCGCUGCGGUGUGAAGUGGGUAAAGGUAUUGGUUUACCGAUACCACUACACACCUAGUGACUGAUUCAACUCCCGAUUGGAGUCAUGCUUUUGUACUUGUACUGACUGUAAUCUUGCAUUGACAUUUAAAUUUUGGCGCUGCCUCUUCUUUUUAUCGAUACAUUUAGCCUUAUCGGUGUAUUUUAUUGUAUUCGACAUGUUAGAUAAACUACUUUUAAUCGU
Lineus longissimus is the source of this 3254-nucleotide messenger RNA. RefSeq names its product glutamate receptor-like. The transcript is spliced from 6 exons. The coding region runs from base 133 to 1539 and encodes 468 amino acids. Lineage: Eukaryota; Metazoa; Nemertea; Pilidiophora; Heteronemertea; Lineidae. Gene Ontology annotation, molecular function: transmitter-gated monoatomic ion channel activity involved in regulation of postsynaptic membrane potential; glutamate receptor activity. Gene Ontology annotation, biological process: modulation of chemical synaptic transmission; synaptic transmission, glutamatergic; monoatomic ion transport. The record is from RefSeq and is a predicted model, not a curated record. Gene Ontology annotation, cellular component: postsynaptic density membrane; plasma membrane.